Amoebophrya sp. A120 is the source of this 1660-nucleotide messenger RNA. NCBI's taxonomy places the organism in Eukaryota, Dinophyceae, Syndiniales, Amoebophryaceae. The record is from the annotation of a GenBank genome assembly.
GUUGACAGUACGCGCACUUACGUUAAUGACAGAGAAGUUAUAUUAGUUAAAAGUCGAUUUUGGUGCCUUGGUCAAACUCGGCAAUCAAACAACAGUGACGAUGGCCACCCGUUUCUCCACAUCCUCAUUGUCCUCUUUGAUCUUGAAGCUCUGCCUGGUUUAUCACGUCUUCGUCCGACUGCUUUUAACCUUGCUACACGACUUUCCAGACUACCAAAUUGGGUUCAUUCGCUCCGUCGCUGUCGUAUUGAACGUUUAUUGAGAAGAAAAAUCCCCCCUCCCCAUAUUGACAAGGUACGUUUCCGAAAAUUUGUGUUGCUGAUUUGUGACCACAAAUCUCGUCUGUCUUGCAAGAAGGCAACUCCACAAUCCCGCAGCAUUAUGCAGGCGGUUUGUGAUGCUGAUGGGCCUACAGCGCGGGCGUUUCUCAUGCAAGACGCCUAGACCAAAACCGCUCUACUUAGGCUCAGUAGGGGCCUGCAUUCCUCUCCAGCGCGACAGAGCUGAUUUGUGUACGUCAGAAAUUUCGUUGUGAUAUGGGGAGGGGGGAUUUUUCCUUUUGAUAACGUUUUCUGCUUUUUCAUCAACGCGGCGUUUGGGGUCACACCGAGAAUCUUGGCGGGAGCCGGAGCAGGUUCAGUCGCGAAGAACAAGACAAGUAGUAGAACCCGUGCCAGUGACGGGGAUCAUCAAGAUGUCGAGGUGAUGGGACGAGCGCCAGAACUGAGCGGACUUGCUCCUGUUGCUGGUGUACAAGAAAUAAAACCUGCAGGUCGGCAGGCAAGCGUAGGCGACCUCGAGGUCGAUCCACCAAAUGCAGAGGACUGCACUCGAAGUAUGGCCCGAAAGGAAAUUGUUGAAACAUUUGGCGAGAUGAAUGAAGAGGACGCUUCUGGCCUUGAAGAUGAUACUUCUCCACCAGCAGAAGAUGGUCCUCGUCAGCUACACGCAAAAAAAUUUUCACCAGACGUCGUUGAAAGCCUCCAACUUCUGGCACGAAUGGGCUUUGUGUUUUCGCAAGUUCUGUACGGUUUUGGCUGCGUGGGCUACUUUGUGUUUUUGUACACGAUGUUCGGCGAUCUAUUUUAUCCGGGCGACAAAUUGUAUCCGGUAGAUGGAAGAAGAACAACACAACUCUCUGCUGAAGAGUCGCCAAUGCAGCAGCUCCUAUCGACGGAUUCGCACGCAGCUUCAUCUUUGUCGCGAAUAAGCGGAGAAGCUCGUGAAGAAAACUUUGACUCCCUCUCCGUUCACGCGGCCCACCGAGCGGCGAAGCUAGUUGGGAUAGAGAAGUACUUUCAAACGUUUGCUUCGAUUUUCACCUGUUUAAGUGCGGUUUUUGGAGCCAUAAUUGCGGAUCUCAUGAUUGACGAAGUACAGGACCACCAAAGUGAUGCACAUUCGCAUGGUGAUUCAUUCGCUCGGAAAUUUUGUUUGGAAAGAGUAGUAAGAACGCUCUCUCUGCCGCAGGAUGAUAACACUGCGAAGAAAAAUAAGUAGAUGAAGGCCCUUUAGUAAGUAGGCAAUGUUGACGAUGCUGGCAAGUAGAACAUCAUGCAAGUAGAGCAAGAUGAAAGGUUUGGAGCCAAGUUUUUCCAGCCCCUGCUUCUUCAAGCGGUAGAUUUUCGUACUCCGGAUAUUUCUCCGAUCCACAUCCAAG